Messenger RNA from Leptonychotes weddellii (Weddell seal), 664 nucleotides. NCBI's taxonomy places the organism in Eukaryota, Metazoa, Chordata, Mammalia, Carnivora, Phocidae. The record is from RefSeq and is a predicted model, not a curated record.
AUGACAGGGCUGGAGGAGGACCAGGAGUUCGACUUCGAUUUCCUUUUCGAGUUUAACCAGAGCGAUGAAGGCACCGCUGCUGCCCCAGGUUCCAGUGGCAUCUCGCUGGCCAUCUCCUGGUGCGCGGAAGAAGCAGUGACAGCGACCCUACACGGCUACUUGGAGAACGAGCCACUCACACUACAGCUGUUCAUCGGGACGGCCGACGACCGCCUGCUGAGACCCCACGCCUUCUACCAGGUCCACCGGAUCACGGGCAAGACCGUCUCCACCACCAGUCACGAAGCCAUCCUCUCCAACACCAAAGUCCUGGAAAUCCCACUGCUGCCGGAGAACAACAUGCGAGCCAUUGUGGACUGUGCCGGGAUUCUGAAGCUUCGAAACUCGGACAUCGAGCUGCGGAAAGGGGAGACGGACGUCGGGAGGAAGAACACCAGGGUGAGGCUGGUCUUCCGGGUCCACAUCCCACAGCCCAACGGCCGGACGCUGUCUCUGCAAGUGGCCUCCAACCCCAUCGAGUGCUCCCAGCGGUCGGCCCAGGAGCUGCCCCUCGUGGAGAAGCAGAGCGCAGCCAGCUGCCCCGUCCUCGGCGGGAAGAAGAUGGUCCUGUCUGGCCACAACUUUCUGCAAGACUCCAAGGUCAUUUUCGUGGAGAAAGCACCAG